CCGCAGGCAUUUCAGAUCCAUAGACUUUUUUUUAAUACACACGUCAUCCCGUUCGUUCCGAGGCAUCUUCGAGUCUAUUCUGCAACACUUCACCGCCUUAUUUAUUGUCUCCAAAAGCCAUUCAAUGCCUCGACGCUUGGGAGAACAAACAUCGCAAUUCACGGAAUUGUUUGGCCAUGGCAGCACCGUUUUGGGGUCCCCAGACCUCUUAUUUAAACUUUUGUGAAGAGGAUUAUGUUAUUACACGGUAUAUCGCUGAAUUUAUAAAUACUCUUAGCAGUUCGACAUAUGUGGCAUAUGGACUCUAUGGCUUGUUGACAUCGCCUAAAUUCCCGACUGGGCCACGUUUGGCCUCGUACUGUGGACUAAUAGGCGUGGGGAUAUGUUCAGCUGGAUAUCACAUGACCUUGAAGUAUCAUACUCAAAUGUCUGAUGAACUGUCAAUGCAUCUUCUCACUACACCCCUCAUCUACCGUCUUCUUAGCUUCAAAGCCAGUCCUCAAAAGACUCGAAUCGUUGGGACCGUUCUUUCAAUAUUAUUCACGAUUGUCAUGGUCACUCAUAUGGUCAUGGAUGAGUUCCUUUUGCACGCCACUACGUUUGGCCUGGGCAUUUAUGUCAUUGCUACUCGUGUGCUGAAGAUUAUUCCUCAGCAAGUUAAGGACCCAAUCAUCAGAAAGAAAUUUCAAAACAUGGCUGUUCUCGGACUUGGAUUCUUUGGCUUUGGAUACAUUGUUUGGCUCAUUGAUGAGUUUGCUUGUCGGUAUCUGACGAGUGCGAGACACGCAGUUGGUUUGCCCUUUGCGUUUCUCUUGGAACUUCAUGGAUGGUAAGUUACAUGCGGUUUCAUGAGCAUGAGUCAAGCUAAUAUCCGUCAGGUGGCAUGUAUUCACCGCUAUCGGAGGUUAUUCCGCUGUUGCAGUCAUCGAUAUCGUCACGACAGGGGAGGUGACCGAAGACCCUACAGACACCUUCGCUUGGCCCGUUCCUUUUGCGGCCAGACUGAUGUCUGGGUCUUCUGAGCCAGUGAAAAAAGGUUGAUCUCGGUGAAAGGGAUAAUUUAACUAAGAUUCAGAGGCUGGGCCGACAUGUAGCCCAGGGUCAGGAAAUCCAACGAAGUGACGCUUACAUUGGACCCAUCAGUUGGAUAGUAGCGACCAACUAUAGCCUCUUGGAUAUUCUUAAAAGACACAUCGACUGGAAUAGAAGUAUUAAUCAAUGCCUGACUCACAUGCCUGAUCAAAAUGAUUCCAUUUUACAGUGGG
Molecule: messenger RNA, 1265 nt
Organism: Fusarium odoratissimum NRRL 54006
Lineage: Eukaryota; Fungi; Ascomycota; Sordariomycetes; Hypocreales; Nectriaceae
Exons: 6
Coding region: 177-833 (218 amino acids)
Biological process (GO): ceramide catabolic process; ceramide biosynthetic process
Cellular component (GO): endoplasmic reticulum membrane
Source: RefSeq, a predicted model, not a curated record